This is a messenger RNA of Doryrhamphus excisus (bluestripe pipefish), 2245 nucleotides long. Its product is annotated as histamine H3 receptor-like. Gene Ontology annotation, molecular function: G protein-coupled serotonin receptor activity; G protein-coupled acetylcholine receptor activity; histamine receptor activity. The record is from RefSeq and is a predicted model, not a curated record. NCBI's taxonomy places the organism in Eukaryota, Metazoa, Chordata, Actinopteri, Syngnathiformes, Syngnathidae. Gene Ontology annotation, cellular component: plasma membrane; dendrite; synapse. Gene Ontology annotation, biological process: chemical synaptic transmission; adenylate cyclase-inhibiting G protein-coupled acetylcholine receptor signaling pathway; G protein-coupled receptor signaling pathway, coupled to cyclic nucleotide second messenger.
AGGUAAAACCUAUUUUGCUUCACGAGUGCUCCUCAGUUGGGAACAACUGAGACGUUCCUUUGGGAAUGUGUGGAAAAAGCGUCCAUUCACGGAGGCACCUGUUGCCGUCUCACCGCUGUCAUUAGUUGUGAGGACAGAACAACGAAGAAGGAGCAUCACUCCAGCGUGGACCACAUGGAGGGGCAUAUUGAGACCAACUCCACCGGGUAUCACUUUGACAAUGGCCCAGCCAGAGUGCAAAGUAGCCUUGUGUUCUCCAGACCGGUUUUUGCCAUUUUAAUGGUGAUGAUGGUGACUUUGGUGGUGGUGACAGUUUUGGGGAACGCACUGGUCAUGUUUGCCUUUAAAAUGGACAAGAGUCUGCGGAGGCAGUGUAAUUACUACUUCCUGAAUUUGGCUAUAUCUGACUUUCUCGUGGGAGCAUUCUGUAUCCCGGUCUACAUCCCCUACAUCCUGACUGGAAGGUGGACGCUGGGCAGAGGACUGUGUAAGCUGUGGCUGGUCAUGGACUACCUGCUUUGCUCCGCAUCCGUCUUCAGCAUCGUCCUCAUCAGCUAUGACCGCUUCUUGUCAGUCACCAGAGCAGUGAGUUAUCGGGCCAGACAGAGCAUGUCUCAUCCAGCCAUCAUCAAGAUGAUUGCUGUGUGGGUCCUAGCCUUUGUCCUGUACGGCCCGGCCAUCAUCUUCUGGGAGCUAGUGGUGGGUCAAAGUCGGGUGCCAGAGGAUGAAUGCUUUGCAGAGUUCUAUCACUCCUGGUACUUCCUGCUGUGUGCUUCCAUGCUGGAGUUCUUCUCUCCAUUCAUCUCGGUGGCUUUCUUCAACCUCAGCAUUUAUCUUAACAUACGCAAAAGGAGGCUCCGCUGUCGGGAGGCUCAGCUCAACCUUCAGCUGGCUGAACCCAUGUCCACUCAGGGGGAAGGUAUCCCCUUGUCCCACACUUGGAGGAUGGGGGGUAAGCUGGGUGUGCGAGGCUCCAUCCAUUCCCCAGCUUCCUCUCCCAAUUUGGGCAAAGUGGAUCUAUCGAGCAGCAGGGUGGCCCAGCCUAACCGUCUGUCCAGAGAUAAGAAAAUUGCAAAGUCCCUGGCCAUCAUUGUGUGUGUGUUUGCCAUCUGCUGGGCACCGUACACCCUACUGAUGAUCAUCCGUGCUGCCUGCAGAGGGCGAUGCAUCCCGCAUCACUGGUAUGAGGUCACCUUCUGGCUCCUGUGGCUCAACUCUGCCAUUAACCCUUUCCUCUACCCACUGUGUCACAGCAGCUUCCGUAGGGCCUUUGCUAGGAUUCUAUGCCCAAAGAAGCAUCGUUCGACUACUCCCCCUUUAUCUGUCCUUCAAGCUAGCCACUGACCAUAUGCUAAAAACUGUGAAGUAUUAGAACACAUCAACUCUGUUCUAUAAUGCUGUAUAUCAGGGCUCACCAACACGGUCCGUGCGGGCACCAGAGAGCCCCCCCACGACCACACGAGGUGCCCGCAAGCCUGCUUUUCAUCCAGGUUUUCACUUAAUAAUAUGAGUUCUAGAUAUCAACAUUUUCUUAAUGUUCUGGCAAAAAAAAGCAUAUUCAGUGUGAACUACAUGAAAAUGAGUAGCUCUCGGCCAUUUUCAUUUUGUAAACAUAGCUCUCACAAGGGAAAAUGUUAAAAAUAUAUUUUUAAUGGUGUUUUCACACACCAUAAAUAUGUUAAAUGUUUGUUGUUGCAAACUGUCACUGUAAUCUUUUAGACAAACUAACCCUUGAUUGUAUACUAUGACUGUACUUGCAUGAAGGAUCAAUGUUGCUGUCACUGUGAUGUUGCCAGUAAGUACAAGUGAAUGGAAAAUACAUACAAGUUAUCAUUGUCAUAAAAUGUAUUUUCCUCUCUCGGCUUUGCCAUUAUUACUCUUAUAAAGGACUAUAAUAUACUAUACAAACUGAAUGAAUAAUAAAAUUCAGAACUGUUGUACUGCACAAAAAAAUGCAUAAAAAGAACAAAACAUGUUUACAAGUACUGUACCACUCAACUGUGAGAUCAGGGUGUGUGUUCGUCUACGUGCCGCUAGAUGUCGCCAUUCAUCUUUGAAGCUUUUUACUCUGAGCAAAGCGCCACAGCUUCAAAGUUUUUCUCGUUGACCCAAAUUGCUCUCUCACUGCAGUGUGUGUGUGUUUGAAUUAAUACUUAAAUGCAAAACAGUAUGUCUCUGCACCAACUUUGUGUGUUAUUUUAAGCUCCAGACAGACAAUAUAUCUUAAUAAUCCUUGGAAAGAAAA